AUGGAUAAUUCUCAAUACACUACACGGGCAGGAUUGUUCAAAAUUCACGCAAAAUCUCAUCGGGUCCUUCACCAUAUCAUUCCCCCUGCCGGCAAUGACAAAGGCAAGGAGAAGGUUCCUUCUACCGAGGAAGAAAAGGUACUAUGGGAAACCCUUGAUGUCGCGGUUUUAUCGUGGAUAUAUACUACCAUCUCUCGUGACCUCCACAACACCAUUAUCGAUCCAGGUACUACAGCCAUGGAAGCUUGGAAUAGGCUGCGUGACAUAUUUCAAGACAACCAACAUUCUCGGGCCGUCACUCUUGAGCAAGAGUUUUCCAGUACUCAUUUGGAGGACUUUCCCAACAUUUCGGCGUACUGUCAACGUCUGAAAUCGAUCGCCGAUCAACUCAAGAAUGUAGGAGCACCUGUUUCGGAUAGUAGGAUGGUUCUUCAAUUGGUGGGAGGCCUCACAAAGGCGUACAGUGGCGUGGGAACGCUCAUAAGGCAGAGAAAUCCCCUGCCUCCUUUCUAUCAAGCGAGGUCAAUGCUUACCUUAGAAGAGGUCGGCAUGGCCAAAAAAGCAAUGACGGGGUCUGAUUCUGCAAUGCUCGCUGCUUCCGGUGAUGAGUCGUCGGUCUACAAUGACAAUUCGGGGCAAGCUAAGGGUCCAAGACAGAAAAAGGGCAAGAAUGGUGGCAGAAAUAAUUCGGGUAAUGGUGCUAGUCGUGGCUCCGGCAGUGGAGGAAAGGGCCGAGGACAGAACGGCGGCGGCCGUGGCAACGGUGGCCAACAGCAGCAGCCCUCUGGUGGCCAGCAGGGGAAUUUCCCGGGUUAG
Molecule: messenger RNA, 816 nt
Organism: Chenopodium quinoa (quinoa)
Lineage: Eukaryota; Viridiplantae; Streptophyta; Magnoliopsida; Caryophyllales; Amaranthaceae
Exons: 1
Coding region: 1-816 (271 amino acids)
Source: RefSeq, a predicted model, not a curated record